AUGGUAUUAUUAGAUAAAAAUUCAAAUAAUAAUGGUCAAGCAAGUGUUAUCGAAGAUGAUUCUAGCCGAGAUAAAUUAUUUAAACGUUAUCAAAGUAUUGCUUACCGUAUUUGUGUAUUUUCAAUUAUUCUCGAUAUUAUACUUGGAUUAACAGCAUUUAUUAAUUGUAUGCUUGAUAAAUCAUCCGUUGGUUUAAGUUAUUCAAUUGAUACACUAAUGGAUUCGAUUUGCAUUUGUUUUGUUGCUUGGCAUUUAAAAGCUCAAACAUUGGACGAUUUUAAACGACGAGAUUAUCUUGUAUGUUGUGUAAUAGGUGCACUUUUUAUCGGUUCAUUUUUAGCUAUUGAAUCUCGUGCUAUACAAUCAAUGAUUGUUCCACAAGCACCAACAGGUGAUUGGCUUCUACUUUUAUAUUCAGUAAUUCAUAUAUCGAUUUUUACUGUUUUAUCUAUUGUUAAAAUAAUUCUUUCGAAAAAACUUAAUUCAAAAUCUUUGAUGGCUGAUGCAUUAAAUUCAACUAUUGGCAUUAUUAUGGCUGUACCAUUAAUACUAUGGGAUCGUAUACCUCUAUUAAGUCGACAUACACAAUUCGAUGAUUUAAUAUCUGUUAUAAUAGCUCUAUUUUUACUUGUUAUGGGUUGCAUAUUAGUUCAUAGUGGAAUAACUUAUCAUAAUAAACUUUACUCCGAAUCACUAAAUAGUGAUACCGAUGAUAUAAAUGUGAAUUCGGCUCUUUUAACCACAAUUCCAAUGCAAGUAGCAGGUCGGCCAAUUGCAGAAGACACACAUAGACAAUAUCUGAAUCUUGACAGAGAUGUUGAAACUACAGACGUUGCAUAA
This is a messenger RNA of Rotaria socialis, 840 nucleotides long. Lineage: Eukaryota; Metazoa; Rotifera; Eurotatoria; Philodinida; Philodinidae. The record is from the annotation of a GenBank genome assembly.